AUGGCCCCGUCGUUCAUCUCCAUGCUCAUGACGCACAACUCAAGUGAGACGCGGGACCUCCUUACAGCGACUCCAGCUGCAACCACUAGAACCAGCCCAAAAGAUUCGGACGUGCGGCUCCCGCACUUAACACCGGGGCACUCGGUCCGGUCGGACGAGGUGCAGUUCGGACUGCCCGUGUUCAAGCACGUGUCUUCCGACCAGCCGACGCAGGUGGGAGCUGAAGCGGAACCGACGCAGGCGGACGGCACUUUUCACUGGGACAACCGACAAAAGGUGCAGGACUUUUUCCGACAUACGGACAGUCCCGGGCACGGGUUUUACGAGACGAGGACCGGGCAUAUUCGGGACCAAAAGAAGCACUUUGCAGAGCUGCCCGACGAGAAGGACGUGCACCAAGACGACGGGGCGAUCGAUAUCCGGACUUUUGUCUUGCAAACAAAUGCGGGCGAGUGUCGGAAAUCCGGCGCAACGUCGUCGACGUCUUCGGAAGAUUUCAACCAACCUGACGAAGGGCGGGGGCCAAUUGCAUCUAGUCGGGGACGACUGCACAGCACUUUGGAAGACCUGUUGACACGUCAGGAGGGAGAGGGAGGAGAGUCAGAAGAGAGCAUUUCACUGAGACGAGAGGAGGAGCGGCGACGACGCUAUGACUCGUUCGAUAUCUUGGCGGACGUGCGACUUGAGGAUGAAGAGAGCGAUAUUCUCAUGGAUGAUGUGGACUCGGUGGACUCGGUGGACUUGGUGGACUGGACGUCACCGAGGUCCCCGACGUACAGCGAUGACUUUUUUUAUGGAGGGGAACUUUUGGAGAUGCUGUCUCAACGGCAUAUGCCCGUGGGCAUUGCUCGACACGCAAGUGUAGCCGACAUGCUUGCUAACCGCGCAUUUGUUACGCCGAACGAAGGUACAGAUGGAGAGCAGAAAUGGAUGCAGUUGAGACCAGAGGAGAGUGCACGACAGAGGACCGAGGAGACGGGUGCAAUGCUAACACGCCCGAAGGAUCUUGCAUCGGACAGGAAUAGUAUUCUAGCUGAGAUGCUUGCAACUCGGAAUGCUUCGCCAACGGCGAGUUUGAGGAAAGUCUCAUUUGACGACAAGACUACGUCGGAAGUCAUACCGGUAGAAGAAGAAGCCGAGAUGCCGUCUGCAAUGCAUGAGACGCUAAGAGCGUCCAAGAUUGAUCCAUUGGCAGCUAUGCUUGCGAAGAGACAUGCACCGUCACCGCCUGCACGAGGUGGUGCAAACGAGGAACUUAGCAGGGCUGCGCAUCCAGCAAUCACGAAGCAGUGCGAGCAAGCACCUGCAGCAAUAGCUGGAGCUAAUGGCAGCAGCGCCGAGAUGGACCAGAUACUGCUGAAGGACCAUCCAGUGUAUCAGAAGUAUUUCAAGAUGCUGGCUGUGGGGCUGCCAUCUGCUGUCGUAAAGCACAAGAUGCAGAGUGAAAGCGUGGACCCCGCUAUCUUGGAUAUGGAUCCAAGCAAGCCCCUGCCUCAGACUGUCGGAGGACGCGUGUUGGACGAAAAAGAUGAGUUAGCUUACCAAGCACAGCUGAAGGAAUACGAGGCAAAGCACGGCAAGUACUCGCAGAUGGUAAAAGUGGGCCUGCCAGUUGCCGUUGUAGAGCACAAAAUGCGCAUGGAUGGAGUGGACCCAGCGUGGUUGCACGGACCGCCAAAGCGACCGGAGCCAAAGGCUGCAGCUACAUCGGAAGUGACGGAAGAGAAGCGAGCUGCACAUCGGAAGAAAUACCACAAGUACUUUCAGAUGCUUCGUAUGGGAUUACCGCGCGGUGCUGUAGAGCAAAAGAUGCGGAUGGCAGGACUUGACCCGAUGGAAUUAAAUGGUCCCCGUGAAGGUGCAAGUCCUGCCGCGCGACCGAAAGAGUCUCUUAAACGCAAGAACUCGAUUCGCAAGAAGCUGCACUGGGAAGGGAAGAACCAUAGGCCACGACGCGACAGUUUGUGGGGUGGUGACAGCAUGGAAGAGACGAAAGAGCAGGUUCAAAUUUCGGACGAGAGCCGCGCGAUGCUGGAGAAGUUAUUUGUGAAGGACUUGACUGAGAGCAAGAAGCCUGAUCUUUCCGCAAAGUCUGAUGGUGCUAUUGCUACCAAGAAGAAGGCUAUGGUUCAGCUUAUUGAUAUGAAGAAGUCGCAAAACAUUGCCAUCACUCUGGCACGUGUGAAGCUAACGUUCUCAGAGCUGAAACGCGAGAUUUUAGCAAUGAACACUGACGUGUUGUCGCCUUCUCAAGUGCGUUCUCUUAUGGAUAUGUGGCCAGAUCGAAAAGAGAUGGAAGCCAUCGAGGCCUUCGAGGGCGAUUUGGCCACAAUCGGCACUGCCGAACAGUUUUUGGUGGAAGUGCGCAGUGUGCCGCGCUUCCACGAGAAACUAGCAUGUCUAGUAUACAAACAGGAAUUUUCCUCGCGAUCACUCGAGCUGCGCGAGUCGUUGGAUCUCGUGACACGAGGUGUGUAUCAGGUGUGCUCAAGCGCUGAACUACGCCAACUAUUUAUUUAUAUUUUGCAGAUCGGUAAUCUGCUCAACUUUGGCGGCGACAACAAGCAAAAGGGUGUCAACGCCUUCUCACUGAGCUCACUGGUCAAGUUUUCUCAGACAAAGGCGUUCGUGGGUGGCACCACGUUUUUGCAGUACGUCGUGCAGUCGAUCGAACGGGACGUGCCCCACCUCGCGCAAUUUGACAAGGACAUUGACCUCAUUUCGAAGUGCAGCAACGUGGCUUACGCUUCGCUAGCAUCGGAGAAGAAUGGGCUGGAAGUCGGUUUGCAAAAGGUGUUGUGUGAGGCGGAAAGUGCCGGCAAGGAAGCGAUGGUUGCAAAUAAUGACUCUUUGAUCCAGUUUUGUAAGGAGGCGAAGACGGAGUUGUCGAUCCUUCAAGGUCUGCUGGACAAAUUAGACGCGGCCAAGGCUCACUUUCUCGAGUACUUUGAGGAAGAAGAUACGGAAGAGGAAUUGGACGUGCUACUCUCUCAUAUUGCCAAUUUCACGACUGAGUAUCGUCGCGAGCACAGCAAGUAUCUAGCCAAUCUGAAAAAGGAUACGACGACGAAGAGUUUAUCGUGCAAGAAUCCAUUGGAUACUGUGGAGCCCAAGCAAGAGCUCAAAGCGCCUGACAGCAAGAAAACGCAAGAUAUUGAGCUGCCGCAAGGAGAAACUGGCCAUCACAGCCAUAACGAGGCAGCUCAUCCGCAUCAGACGGCCAUGCCUCCUCAAAUCGACCAUCCUCAGUCAGUUCGUCGGAUUCACCAUGCCAGGGUGCCCCACCUGGAAACGAUUUCUCAACACGACAACAUGGACGGGGUAUCACUCGCGACACCAGGUGUACCUAGGACUAGUGUCGUCUCGUCAGGUGAACUUUGA
Messenger RNA from Peronospora matthiolae, 3381 nucleotides. NCBI's taxonomy places the organism in Eukaryota, Oomycota, Peronosporomycetes, Peronosporales, Peronosporaceae. The record is from the annotation of a GenBank genome assembly.